AUGAACGCCACCAGUCUCUUGCGGCCGAUGGGCUGCUUGAAGAUGGCCCUCCGCCAGACGCGGCACCAGAGACUCCUCGCCCGGUCCAUGGCUACCGCUGCCACCCCCGAGCCUCCAUCAACGACACCCUCACCGGCGACGCCCUCAGUGAAGCCGUCCUACUACGGUCCCCGCGACAAGCCAACCUUUGCAGUAUACCCGUCCCCUCCGUCAAUCCGCCAAACCUUCAAGAACCCCAUGCCCUCCCUCGAUGCCGCCCAGCGCACAACCCUCGACCCGACCGGCGCCCGCACCCGCCUCUUCGACCCGGCCCGCCCGGACGCCGCAAAAGUAGGCGACGUCCUCAUGGUCACCACCAAAUCGGGCGAGCCCUUCUCGGGGGUCUGCAUGUCCAUCCGCCGCCGCGGCGUCGACACGGGCAUCCUCCUCCGCGGCCAGCUCAUGAAGGUUGGCGUCGAGAUGUGGUACAAAAUCUACUCGCCCACCGUCAUCGGCAUCGACAUUGUCUGGCGCCGGCCCAAGCGCGCGCGCCGCGCCCGCCUCACGUACCUCCGCAAGCCCAAGCACGACAUGGGCAACGUCGAUCACCUCGUGUUUGCGUGGAAGAAGGAGAGGUACGGUACGCGCAGCAAGGGCAGGCAAGGUUCUAGGUUUUAA
This is a messenger RNA of Colletotrichum orchidophilum, 657 nucleotides long. RefSeq names its product ribosomal protein L19. NCBI's taxonomy places the organism in Eukaryota, Fungi, Ascomycota, Sordariomycetes, Glomerellales, Glomerellaceae. Bases 1 to 657 code for a protein of 218 amino acids. Gene Ontology annotation, cellular component: mitochondrial large ribosomal subunit; ribosome. The transcript is spliced from 2 exons. Gene Ontology annotation, biological process: translation. The record is from RefSeq and is a predicted model, not a curated record. Gene Ontology annotation, molecular function: structural constituent of ribosome.